UCUAUGCCUCCAGCUCAAACAUAAAAACAUGGAUGGAAACAAAACCUUCCCCAGUGACUUCACUCUUGUGGGGCUCUUUACUCACAGCAAAGCCUCAGGAUUCCUUUUCAGUGUCAUUUGUGCCAUGUUCUUUAUGGCCAUGCUGGCUAAUGGAUUCAUGAUCUUUCUCAUCCGCGUAGACCCUCACCUCCACACCCCCAUGUACUUCCUCCUCAGCCAUCUCUCUUUUAUUGACAUGAUGUACAUCUCCACCAUUGUGCCCAAGAUACUGAUUAAUUAUCUUGUGGGCAAAGGAACCAUCUCCUUUGUAGCCUGCACGGCUCAGUACUUUCUCUACAUGGGCUUUGUAGGAGCUGAGUUCUUCCUGCUGGGCCUUAUGGCCUAUGACCGCUACGUGGCCAUCUGCAAUCCACUCCGCUAUCCUGUCCUCAUGAGUCGGAGGGUCUGCUGGUUGAUCUUGGCCAGCUCUUGGUUUGGUGGUGCUUUGGACAGUUUCCUCCUCACUCCCAUCACCAUGAGUCUCCCAUUCUGUGCGUCUCACAAGAUUAACCACUUUUUCUGUGAGGCUCCCACUAUGCUGAGGCUGGCCUGUGGUGACAAGGCCAUCUAUGAAAUGGUGAUGUAUGUCUGCUGUGUUGUGAUGCUCUUGAUGCCCUUCUCUGUGGUGAUCACAUCCUACAUCCAGAUACUUGCCACUGUGCAUCAGAUAACGUCUGCAGAAGGAAAGAAGAAAGCUUUUGCGACUUGCUCGUCACAUGUGAUCGUGGUGACCUUGUUUUAUGGAGCUGCACUGUAUACCUAUAUGCUUCCCCAAUCCUACCAUACCCCACUUAAAGAUAAGAUUUUUUCUGCCUUUUAUACCAUCCUUACCCCAUUGUUAAACCCUGUUAUUUAUAGUCUGAGGAACAGAGAUGUGGCAGGGGCUUUGAAAAGGGUGAUAGCAAGACAUAGAGGGGCCUGCGGUGUGGCAAGGAAAUAAUUACAAAAGGCUCAAGCUUCA
Nannospalax galili (Upper Galilee mountains blind mole rat) is the source of this 1000-nucleotide messenger RNA. Its product is annotated as olfactory receptor 2T6. Bases 29 to 979 code for a protein of 316 amino acids. NCBI's taxonomy places the organism in Eukaryota, Metazoa, Chordata, Mammalia, Rodentia, Spalacidae. Gene Ontology annotation, biological process: G protein-coupled receptor signaling pathway. The transcript has a single exon. The record is from RefSeq and is a predicted model, not a curated record. Gene Ontology annotation, molecular function: olfactory receptor activity; G protein-coupled receptor activity. Gene Ontology annotation, cellular component: membrane.